AUGGACGGCUCACGAGUCCACCCAGAAAACUUCCACUCAAUCUACACCAAGGCCUGCGAAGCCUUUACUCACAAACUAGAAUGCCAAAUCUUCGCCCUCGUGACCACAGCCCCCAACCCCGAUAUGCAGGACAUCCCGACCCGCCUCGACGAGCUCGGCGAGCGGGCCAUGCAGAUCGGAUUCCUGGGUGAAGUGGGCGAGGUGGCGAUCCGGGAUGAUCCCCGUGUUUGGUCCCGUUGGGGCAGUCUGCCCAUGAAGGAGAUUUGCUUUUUGAUAAAGUACGAAUUGAGGGUUUUGAAGGAUGAACUUGCUUGUAGUGCGCCGGCGCCGAUGAUUGUGGCGGAUCUUUUGGUGGAGAUUAUGGAGGGAUUGCCUUUUUGA
This is a messenger RNA of Penicillium paradoxum, 381 nucleotides long. RefSeq lists its product as uncharacterized. The record is from RefSeq and is a predicted model, not a curated record. NCBI's taxonomy places the organism in Eukaryota, Fungi, Ascomycota, Eurotiomycetes, Eurotiales, Aspergillaceae. The transcript has a single exon. Bases 1 to 381 code for a protein of 126 amino acids.